Messenger RNA from Aedes albopictus (Asian tiger mosquito), 1981 nucleotides. RefSeq names its product negative elongation factor D-like. The transcript is spliced from 4 exons. Gene Ontology annotation, molecular function: RNA binding. NCBI's taxonomy places the organism in Eukaryota, Metazoa, Arthropoda, Insecta, Diptera, Culicidae. Gene Ontology annotation, biological process: negative regulation of transcription elongation by RNA polymerase II. The record is from RefSeq and is a predicted model, not a curated record. Gene Ontology annotation, cellular component: nucleus; NELF complex. Bases 149 to 1909 code for a protein of 586 amino acids.
GCGCUUUUGACAACUCAUCUCAAAACAACGCGCCUCCCUCGCAUCAGUUUUCGAUUUCGGCGGAUGCCGCAGUUUAGUUGUUUACGUUGCUUUUCGCGGUAAAUUAUUGUGAAUUAUUAAAUUAUUGUAGUUAAAAUUAGGCGUAAUAAUGAGUGCAAUGGACGAGGAAUACGAGGAGGAAGGAUGGAUCAAUCGUAACAACCAGCCGGGCGAAGAGGAGCCGGACGGACACGAUGAACCGCUGGAGAACCCUCAAGAAGUGCUCAACGAGUGCCUGUCCAAGUUUGCCACCUCGGAUUACAUCAUGGAGCCGGGAAUUUUCACCCAGCUGAAACGGUACUUCCAGGCGGGCGGAACGCCAGAACAGGUGAUCAACCAGCUGUCGGCGAACUAUACGGCGGUAGCUCAGAUGGCUAAUCUCCUGGCGGAGUGGUUGAUUCUAGCUGGAGUCCGGGUGACCGAUGUCCAGGCCAUGGUCGAGAACCAUCUGAAGGACAUGAUUCUGAAGACGUUCGAUCCGAAGAAGGCGGACAAAAUUUUCACCGAGGAGGGAGAAACGCCCGCCUGGUUGACGGAGAUGAUCGAGCAUCAUACGUGGCGGUCAUUGAUCUACCGGCUGGCGGAGGAGUACCCGGAUUGCCUUAUGUUGAAUUUCACCAUUAAGCUCAUCUCGGACGCGGGCUUUCAGAGUGAAAUCACCUCCAUCUCGACGGCCGCCCAGCAGAUUGAGGUGUUCUCGAGGGUGCUCAAGACGGCCAUUGCCAAGUUUUUGAACCACCCGGAAGAUUGGCAGUCGGCGAUUCACGAGUGUGCGAAGAUGGUCUGCCAUGGGCAGCACACGUACGUGUAUAGCCAAGUGCUGAUACAGGUUCUGUCGCAGGAACCCAAAGGAGGAUUCAUCAUGAAGCGGUUGGCGCAGGAAAUUACGAAAUAUGCCUCGAAAAACAAUCACAAUGUCACUCCAAUCACGAUGGCCUUGAACGGUUCGGCGCGACACCCGCAAGCGUGCGAAGCCCUAACAUCCAUGCUGACCCGAAAUGCACUGAACCCGGCGGACAUUACGGUUCUGUAUCGGAACUACUCCUCGCUGGAACCCCCGCCGAUCGAUCUCAUUCGUAAUCCACAGUUUUUGGACCUGCUGGUGGAUUCGCUGUUCAAGGUCGGCGUCAAAAUCAACCAGGAACACAAAUCCAAGUACAUCUACCUGCUGGCAUAUGCGGCCAGCGUUUGUGAAACGCCGGCGAAGAAAGGCCAACCGAAGGGUCACCGGAACAUCAACAAAGACGAACUGAAGGCCACCAUUCAGGCUGUCGAGAAAGUGCACAACAUCUGUAACGUGAACCGUGGUUCCACCGAACUGAUAGCGGAAAUUGCCACCCUGUACCAAUGCAUUCGCUUCCCGGUGGUCGGAGUGGGUGUGAUCCGGUGGGUGGAAAACACCGUUACGGAGCCUUCCUACUUUAAGCUGUGUACCGAGAGUUGUCCCCUGCAUUUGGCCCUGUUGGACGAGGUGGCCCAGGUCCAUUCGUCGCUGCAUGAUCAAAUCUUGCGGUUGCUGAUCGAGCUGUUCGAAUCGAAACAGGACGAGCUGGAGAUUCUCGUCCAGCUGGAAAUGAAGAAAAUGCUGCUGGACCGAAUGGUGAACCUGUUGACGCGGGGAUGUGUGGUUCCGGUGGUUAAGUACAUUCGGCAAUGCUGCAACAAGGGCGAUACGGACAUCUCGUUGAUCCGGUACUUUGUGACGGAAGUGCUCGAAACGAUCACGCACCCGUACUCGCCCGAGUUCGUGCAGCUGUUUCUGCCGAUGGUGGAAAACGAGGAGAUCACCGGGUCGAUGCGGGGCGAAGGCGAUAACGAUCCCGUCUCGGAGUUCAUCGUACACUGUAAGGCGCACUAUACGACGAUUUAGAGCCGAUCUAAGGUAGGUAUCGAAAGUAAGGACAAUUGCAUAUGAUUUUGGAAUAUAAUUUAUGGAAAUAAA